This is a messenger RNA of Miniopterus natalensis, 717 nucleotides long. The record is from RefSeq and is a predicted model, not a curated record. NCBI's taxonomy places the organism in Eukaryota, Metazoa, Chordata, Mammalia, Chiroptera, Miniopteridae.
AUGGCCGCGUCCACCCUGUCCGUCUGCUCCAGCGACCUGAGCUAUGGCAGCCGCGCCUGCCUGCCCGGGUCCUGCGACUCCCGCACAGACUCCUCCUGGCAGGUGGACGACUGUCCAGAGAGCUGCUGUGUCCCCACCUGCUGUGCCCCCAGCUGCUGUGUCCCCACCUGCUGUGUCCCCAGCUGCUGCCAGCCCUCCUGCUGUGCCCCCACCUCCUGCCUGACCCUCACCUGUGCCCCAGUGACCUGUGUGUCCAGCCCCUGCUGCCAGGCGGCCUGUGAACCCAGCGCCUGCCAACCAGCCUGUACCAGCUCCUGUACCCUCUCCUGCUGCACCUCCUCCCCCUGCCAGCAGGCCUGCUGUGUGCCCAUCUGCUGCGGGCCUGUCUGUUGUACAUCUGUGUGCUGCACACCUGCCUGCUGCACACCCUCCUGCUGCACACCCUCCUGCUGCACACCUGUCUGUUGCACCCCUGUCUGCAGCAAGCCUGUGUGCUGUGUGCCCAUCUGCUCUGGGGCCACCUCGUGCUGCCAGCCCACCCCCUGCAUCCCAUCCUGCUGCGGACCCUCCUCCUGCGUGUCCCUCAUCUGCCGCCCCGUGUGCAAGCCCGCCUGCUGCGUGCCCGCCUCCUCCUGCUGUGCCCCCUCCUCCUGCCAGCCCAGCUGCUGCCGCCCAGCCUGCUGCAUCCCUGCCUCGGCCCAGAAGUCCUGCUGCUGA